AUGGCCCCGAUCAUCCACUGCGUCCGGCACGCCCAGGGCGUCCACAACCUCUGCACCGAAAAUCAUGUCAUCCCUGAUCCCCUCCUCACAGACCUUGGCCAUGAGCAAUGCCGCAAGCUCCAAGAAUCUUUCCCCCGCCAUGCCUAUGUUGACUUGGUGACCGCGUCGCCACUGCGUCGCACCAUUUACACAGCGUUGGAAAGCUUUGAGCCUGUGUUCAAGUCUCACCCCGACAUGCAGCUUAUUGCUCUGCCCGAUCUUCAAGAAACCUCCGACGUGCCUUGUGACACCGGCAGUGACCCGGAAGUUCUGCGGGAAGAAUUCGCGGGAAAAAACGUGGACUUGGGGUUGGUGCAUGAAGGGUGGAACAACAAGGAAGGUCGCUAUGCGCCUCGUAAUGGAGCAUUGAAGGAGCGUGCACGCGCUGCACGCCGGUGGUUGAAGGCUCGACCCGAGAAGGAGAUCGUCAUGGUAACACAUGGUGGAUUCUUGCACUACUUCACCGAGGAUUGGGAAGAUAGCAGCGAGUUCCAGGGUACCGGCUGGAUGAACACCGAAUACCGCACGUUCACUUUCAGCGACGAAGAGCACAAGCAUGACUUGGAUGGCCACCCACUAGACGGCGACAAUGCUACUCUUAUCGAGACUGGAGAGUCUCGCGAGCGCCGUGGCAAGACUGGUCCUACUCCCGACCGUGAGCAGCAGAAGACCCUAUACAUGAUUGGUACACAAGGCUGGGAUAACCAGGGUCUUCAGCUCAGUACUGCUGAGCGGGACUCUGUCAAGGUGCCCGAGGGCAAGGAGGUUGGAGGGGUGCGCAUAUAG
This is a messenger RNA of Penicillium maclennaniae, 825 nucleotides long. RefSeq lists its product as uncharacterized. Gene Ontology annotation, molecular function: phosphatase activity. NCBI's taxonomy places the organism in Eukaryota, Fungi, Ascomycota, Eurotiomycetes, Eurotiales, Aspergillaceae. Gene Ontology annotation, cellular component: cytoplasm. The transcript has 4 exons. The record is from RefSeq and is a predicted model, not a curated record. The coding region runs from base 1 to 825 and encodes 274 amino acids.